This is a messenger RNA of Anastrepha obliqua, 2393 nucleotides long. RefSeq lists its product as uncharacterized. The record is from RefSeq and is a predicted model, not a curated record. Lineage: Eukaryota; Metazoa; Arthropoda; Insecta; Diptera; Tephritidae. Bases 27 to 2393 code for a protein of 788 amino acids. The transcript has 10 exons.
AUUUCCAAAUUAUAUUUUAAAAUAUAAUGAUGGAAGGGUGCGAAAAUACAAACAUAAAUUUCGCAUAUCUUUUAAACUCAGAUCCUACAUUUAUUUCGGCUAAUAUUUCGAAAGAUCACGCCUUCAGCAUAUGUGCUGACGCAGUGGAGCAGGGGCAGGUGACUGCCAGUGAAGUACUUACAUUGUGGAUAAGUAAAUUAAGAAUUGUUUACAAUUUUGAAAAUUUUUGCGAAGUCGAUUGGAGGCGUUUAACGUUGUGCUUACAGAAUUACUUCGAUAAAUUUGUGUACAGUGAAACAGACGUCGAUGGGACAUAUUGCCAGCUGAGUACCUGGUUGGAAGCAUCAACUAUGUUUGUUGAACAGUUGCACACAGAUGCAAAGAAAGUCCAUUUAACUGGCAUAUGCUUAUUUCUACAGUUUAUUUUGGGCACUGUGCAAAAAUGUUGCACAUUUUUCCGAAUAAAUGGCAGUAAAGUCGAUUGGAAAUCCCAAUUAGGCUCCAUAAACACGCUGCAUAACUGUUCGCUUAAGUUGGUGUGGGAUAGCUUGGAGCGUCGAGAGAAAAUGAGUUCUAUGGAUUAUUGUGCUAUUGUCCCUUUUAUAAAUGUGGUAUGCUUAAAUAUCACACAGGAUUCGUUUAUAGAUAUAAAAACCAAGAUCGAAGCAUGGAAGUAUGUGACAAAAUUCACUGUGGGAUAUGUUGAUUAUAAAAAAGUUUUGGGAGAGUCGCAUUGGCCGAAAUUGCCAAUGAGUGUUUUAAUACACGAAGUGGAAAGGAAUAUACUUGCAAUUUAUAAGAAGGAACUAAAAGAGGAUGUCCAAAAUGUGGAGCAAUAUUUGCGAGUCACUGGUUUUUAUUUAAGAAUAUUACAUAAAAUGACAACAGUUUUUCAGCACUCAGACUUCCCAGUCGCCAAAGACUUUUUUGAUAUUUUGCUCUUAACGAUGACACCUCCAAGUUUUCUGCGAAAGAGCAACGUUUUCGUCAUUGUCAAGAAACAUGUCCUAUCUGGUCUAACAAAUGUACUGUAUCUGGUAUUUAAAAAUAGUGAACUGCAACAGUUGGUAUCAAAUCACGUUGGAGAAAGUGAAGACGUUUGUUUCGAUUUGGUUAUGGCUUAUCUUCGUGCCUGCAUCUCAAAUGGUAAUCUGGAGAUCUCUGCCAGUCAUGUUGAAUUAUUUAUCAAAAUAUUCAAAAGAUUGCUUAAAGGUGGAGAAAUUUUUGUAGAUGCAGACCAUUUUGAUGAAAUGAUAGACACUUACAUCGUCUUAACACUGUUGGAUUCUAAACGAGCUUUGUAUCGUAGUAUGCAGCAAUACGUCCUGAAGGGGAACUCUGCAUUAUCAUUCGCAUGUACGGAGGUGCUGAUAUUAGCUUCAAGUUGCUUAGACGAACCAACUGAUCAUGUAAUUGAUAAACUAGUAUUCUGGGUCCAAACGAAAAAUCGAUUCGCUCGAUUUUCCUCGAAUUUCAGACGUCUAAACAUUGAGCGGUUGAUAGCUCAUUAUUUCAGGUUAUGCGCAGGGAAAAUUCCUCAACGUGAAAAUCAGAUUCAACUUCGUGGUCGUGCCUUCUCGUUAAAUAAUUGCAGUGUACUUCGUUAUAUAACUGACGACAAUAAUAAGCCGGCGUUGGAGUCGUCAAAGUUGAAGGUUAACAGCAAAUUAUGUAGGCUGAUGGAAGAAUACGAACACAAUGGAAUGCAAAUAGAGGAUUAUUACGAAAUUGCUGCUAGUAUGUAUGAGCUGAUGAUCUGUAGGGCAGAAAUCUCCAAGGAUUUGCAACAAAAAAUUGCGGACCUGCUAGUGAAAAGUUUGAAAACUUGGAUGAAAAAUUCGCAACAUUCCUUUAACAGGUUAUUGAGUGUUGGAUUAAGAUUAAUGGCUACGUGCAAUAUCACAGACGAAAUGCAGCUAAAAGUUCUUGGACUUUUGAAAGACGCUGUUGCAAGUGGAAUAAAGUUCCCCAUGGUGGCAUUUUGGCGCUUCUUGGAAGUUUGUUGCAACCAGCAAAAGUCAUCGAAGGUGUGCAAUGUUGCACAAUCAACUCUCACUAAUAUAAAAGUGCCUGAGAUCAUUCAAGUUAGUAUUUUCGAAAAAUCAUCACAAUUUACGAGUAGCGUUACAGUUGAUUCGGAAUGUUAUACAAAUAUAGAAAAUAACAGUAGAUGUACGAUAUGUACGAAAUCGUAUUUUGUGCAACGCAAGCGACCUCGCAGAGAAGUUGACUAUGAGGAAUGCGAUUUUGAAGAAAUCAUACAUAACGUCAGCCAAAUGGUGAAAAAAAUUCACGACUUUUCAAAGCAUCUUAAAAUAAGCCACGUCAAACAACUAAAUAAUGUUUGCAUCGAUAUCAAAAAAAUUACUGACAAUCACAAGAAUGAAGGAUAA